AUGGAGGAAAAGAAGGCAUAUGACCCGUUGACGGACAUGAUCGACUUACAAUGCGAUUACGAAUACGUGGAGUCGAAUGUAAGUCGAUUUCGAAAGUUGAAAAGGAAAUACCGGGCAACGCUCAGAUUUUGAUAAAAUUUGUUAAAAAUGGUGAUUCAUUUUUUCGAAAACCUAAAUGAAAGUUCAAGCUCGCGCUUUGCAAAAACAAUCGAGACUUUUAGGGCGAAAGUUGGAAAAAAGGUGUCACUAUUUUGCGCUACAGUGGAGCAGCGGAUCCAGUGGCAAAAAACGUACCAUUUUGCAUCCGGGAGGCAUCGAAAAUGUGGCAAAAUGCUUCCCUAUCCAAGGAAAAAACUUCGUUUUGAAUUCUUUCCUCACAAAAAGAGCGGGCGCGCUUUUGAAAUCGGACUUUUUCACUUGGAGAAGGAGGCAUUUUGCCACAUUUUUGAUGCUUCCUGGAUGCAAAAUAAUACUUUUUUUGCCACUGGAUCAGGUCCCCACUGUAAAAGUUUCAUGCCAGUUCCUAUCACACAGGAUAAUGUUUCCAAAGAAAGACAACUUUUUCCACACAAAACUGGCAAAGAAAUGACCACUCAUUUGAUCUUUUUCAAUCCUAGAGCCUUCAUUUCAGGUCCCAGUAGCCACAAUUUCCCUUCUCGGUAUCAUAGUUUCCCUCAUCUACAGCGGCAUUUGCUCACAAUUUUACUCCGACGAUCUGCUCUACAUCUUUUUCAUGAUGACGCUGAGCUACAUGGCUUUAUUUCUCGGCUACAAAUGCCAGUCGUAUCGGCUGUAUUAUCCGAUUAUUGUGGCUUCAAUUAUUGCUGUGCUGGUCACCGGCUACUUCAUUUUCCUAUUCCUCGCUGAUCCGGAGAUGCUUUACUUUGCAUUUACACAUCGACGAUACGGCUAUUUGACCAGCCAGAGUGACAGCAUGUUCAAAGUCGCUGGCUAUUUAUUGGUGGCCUACGACUGUGCAGUUGCACUGGCUUUGUAUCAUAUCAUGUUUGAUUUUAUGUUGUUGAAGAUGAAGUCGGAGGAAAUGAGGCCUGCAUACUUGUAA
Bursaphelenchus xylophilus (pine wood nematode) is the source of this 1063-nucleotide messenger RNA. The record is from the annotation of a GenBank genome assembly. Lineage: Eukaryota; Metazoa; Nematoda; Chromadorea; Rhabditida; Aphelenchoididae.